Molecule: messenger RNA, 3087 nt
Organism: Trichobilharzia szidati
Lineage: Eukaryota; Metazoa; Platyhelminthes; Trematoda; Strigeidida; Schistosomatidae
Source: the annotation of a GenBank genome assembly
AAUGGAUUUUCACCUGUAAGACGCUUUUCAACUCAAGUUAUCUAAUUGAUAAAUAUACCAAUAUUACUACUGCUACUACUACUACUAAUAUUAAUAAUAGUAGUAUGAUAACGAUGAAUGUUUCGUACAUUUUCGCCGAGACAGAUUCUGAAGCACUGAACAGUCAUCAUCAUCAACAUCAUCAGGUAACUCUACCAUCACCCAUAAAAAUCACCUUGAAGAUUAAUUCAAAACUAAUCGACUUUGAGCUGGACACAGGUAGCCCAGUGUCAAUAUGCAGUGGACAGUAUUGGUUCAAAGUGUUUGGGUAUAGUGCAUACAAAGAUUUAGAAGAGGUGAACGUCAAGCUAAAAUCGUAUACAGGCGAUUCUCUGUGUAUAUUAGGAUUGAAAAAUGUUAUCUUCGAAUAUAAAAAUCAUAAUAUCCUAUUACCAAUCUACAUAGCUAAAGGCAAUGGACCAAGUCUACUCGGUCGUGAUUGGUUGUUAAAGGUGGCAAAUUUACAGCAUAAUUCUAUGCACAGUUCAACAAUUCUUGUUGAUCAUAUAUUAACCCAAUACAGUCAAGUAUUUCAUGAUGAUGAUAAUGAUGGUGAUGAUGGUGAUGAUUAUCGUGUGAAUGGGAUAAAUGCCAUCAGAGUUUCCCUGCCUGUCGCUGAGAAUGCUAUUCCAAAGUAUUGUAAAGCCAGUGUAUUGAAGAACACCUUUAAGCGUAAAGUAGAACUGGAGUUAAACCGACUAGAGUCUGAGGGGAUUAUUGAGCCUGUGAAAUCAUCAUCAUCACUCUGGGCUACACCGAUUAUUCCAAUUCUCAAGUUCGACAACACUGUCCGCAUAUACGGUGACUACAAAAUUACACUGAAUAAUUGUUUCACAACAGAGAAAGCCUAUACCAUACCAAGAAUUGAAGACGUCUAUCGGCGUUUGUGUGGUAGAAAUACUACUUGUAAGUAUUUUUCCAAGUUAAAUAUUACUUCUUUAUACCAAGAAUUACAAUUGGAUGAUAAAUCAAAGUGUUAUACAACAAUUAUAACGCAUAAAGGCUUAUACCAGUACAAUUUUAUCCCGUAUGGAAUUAACUGUCUCGUUCACAUAUUCUAUGAAAUAUUCCCUCCAAUGCUGAAAGGCAUACCGAAUACAGUAGCCUAUGCAGAUGAUAUUCUAAUUGGCAGUGAAACAGUCAACGAACACUUGACCACUUUAAGCUUAGUUUUAUCAAAAUUUCAAGAGACCGGUCUAAGGCUGAAAAAAGAGAAAUGCAUCUUUCUAACAGAUCAUUUAGAUUACAUUGGUUAUCGAUUAGACGGAAAUGGUGUACACAUGUUAACUGAACGUAUCCUACCGAUAUUACAUCUACCUGAUCCGUGUACUCCCUACGAGUUGAAAUCAUUUCUCACCUUAUUCAAUUAUUAUGCUGAACGCAAAAAAGAUAAACUAUUGAAUAUUGAAUGUUUAAUUGAACCUCUUAAUGAAUUACUGAUAAAAAAUGUUGAAUGGAAAUGGGAUAAACUAGAGGCUGAUUGUUAUCAAAAGUUGAAAGAGAUUCUAAUCAGCCCAAAUGUGCUAAGUGAAUUCGAUCCGGGAAAAGCGAUAAUUCUUUUGUGUAAUGCUUCAGCCCACGGGAUUGGUGCAAUACUCACUCAAAAGGAGAAUCAUGUAGAAAACGAUGCAAUCAUCAUGAAUCCUGUUGCUUUUGCAUCAAGAUUUCUAACACUGAAUGAACGUAAUUACCCACAGACUGAAAAAGAAGCCUUAUCGAUUGUGUAUGCAGUGACACAGUUUAACCAGUAUCUAUUUGGUCAACAUUUUGAAAUAUGUACAACACAUGAACCAUUGUUAGAGUUAUUUAGUGAAUCAAGAGGUAUACAGCAGUCGAACACAACAUCCGCCAGAAUCCAACGUUGGGCAAUUCUACUGUCAACAUAUAACUAUAAAUUAAGUUGUAUUGGAAUUAAGGAUAAUUUAACUGCACAGGUUUUAAGCCGUUUACCCAUUGAAGAUAAUAAUGAUGAGAAAAUCUUAGAACCGUCGGAAACAGUGUCACUCAUCCAGUGGAUAAACUCUUUUGAAAUGAUAAUUGGAAAACUGCAUAGACAAACUGAAUUAGACAGUACACUGUCACAAGUGAAAAUAUACACGAUGAAAGGUUGGCCUAAAUAUGUUGAUGCGAAAUACAAACCUUACCAACAAAGAAAACAAGAAAUCACUAUGAAAAAUGGCUGUUUAUUAUACGGCACACGAAUUAUUAUCCCAACCGCAUGUCGUAAAGUAAUCCUUGAUAAGCUGCACGCGUUGCAUACUAAAACUACAGAUAUGAAGGAAUCAGCUAUCAGUUAUGUUUGGUGGCCUGAAAUCGAUGAUGACAUCGAUAGGAUUGUUCAACAGUGUGAUAUCUGCAGGCAAAACAAAUCAUCUUCUGUUGCCUCUGACAGAUUGCAUUCACCUAUAGAGAAGAAGUCGGCUGGUAGUAGUGUACAACAGAAUUUGUGGACAAAAUUACAUAUCGGUUAUUUUGGACCUGUUCACGGGUAUAUGUUAUUAGUUGUCAUAGAUACGUGCACAAAAUGGAUUGAAAUAAAGCCGGCUAGGAAGGCGACCAGUGAAAACACCAUAAAAUCUCUUUAUUCUAUAUUCACAAGUCAUGGUGUACCUGAAUAUAUACUAUCCGAUGAUAGUCCAGUAUUCUUGUGUGAAGAAUUCCAACUGUUUCUACAUCAAAAUAAUAUAAUUCAUAUUUUAACGGACAAGCACAAUCCAUCAUCAAAUGAACUGGCUAACAUUGCAGUAGAAAUUGUAAAACGCGGUUAUCAAAAGGCGGCGAAACUAGCCGACUUUCACAGACAGCUAGAGAAAUUUGUAUUCUCAAGUCAUAUUACACCACAAAAGGGUGAGAAAUUAUCACCAGCUGAAUUAUUGAUGGGAAGAAGACUUCGAACGUCCAUAGCCUUCCUCCUUCAGACAGAUUCAGAGAACACAGAAGACCUAUCAUCAUAGACGUGAUUUUGUUGUAAUAUAUUAUCAAAAUUAAUUUUUACAUCACACACACAUCAGUAGAAUUUAACUUACUAACCAUCAUCAUCAUCAUCAU